AUGUCUACACCCACAAAGAGUCCUGCUUCCGUAGCAACAGACAGAAUCCUCUCUCUUAAAAAUCACUUGAAAGACUCUUUGAAUCCAUCCGACGACUUACACAAAGCAAAAACAAUGGCAUCUUCAUAUAAAUUUGAAGGAUGGAUGGCGUUGGAUAAGGAGGCUGCUAAGGGGAAAAUGGUAUGGCAAGAAUUCGAGCCAAAGACUUGGACGGAGGAUGAUGUCGAUAUCAAGAUUGCCUACUGCGGUAUCUGUGGGUCUGAUCUUCAUACAUUGAGAUCUGGAUGGGGCGCGACAAAUUACCCAGCUUGCGUAGGACAUGAGCUAGCUGGUACUGCUGUGAAAGUGGGGAAAAACGUAAAGCACAUCAAGCUUGGUGAUCGAUGCGGUGUUGGUGCACAAUCAAGUGCUUGUCUGAAGCCUGAGUGCGAGGAAUGUGCAAGUGGAAUGGAGAACCAUUGCACAAAAAUGGUUGGAACUUAUAACGGAGUUUAUCCCGAUGGUUCCAAGUCAUACGGUGGUUAUGCAGAUUACUGCCGUGCUCCAUCGCAUUUUGUUGUCAAGAUUCCCGAUGGACUUUCUCUUGCCGAAGCAGCUCCUAUGUUGUGCGGAGGUGUUACAACCUGGUCACCCCUUGUCAACAACGGAGCUGGGCCUGACAAGCGAGUCGGAAUAGUUGGUAUCGGAGGCUUGGGUCAUUUUGGUCUUCUAUGGGCCAAGGGUCUCGGCUGCAAAGAGGUUGUUGCAAUCUCCCGAUCAAGCGGAAAGAAAGCCGAUGCAGAGAAGAUGGGUGCCACCAAGUUCAUUGCUACAGACGAAGACGAAAAUUGGGCCAAGAAGAACGCUAGAUCUCUUGACUUGAUCGUCUGCACCGUCUCUAGCCCAAAAAUGCCAAUCGCUGGAUAUCUUUCAUUGCUAAAAACCAAGGGUGAAUUCAUUCAGGUUGGAGCUCCAGAGGAUGUCAUUCCAGCUUUGAAUAUGUUCGCCUUCAUUGGAAAGGGAGUAAAGCUUGGAGGUAGUGCAAUCGGUACACCAAAAGACAUUAGUGAGAUGUUGGAGUUUGCUGCCAAAAACAAUAUCCAUCCUUUUAUCCAGGAGAGACCAUUAUCAGAGGCAAACCAAGCUGUUGUCGAUAUGGAGAAUGGAAAAGCUCGUUACCGCUAUGUCUUGGUGAACGAGAAGCAUGCAAAGGAGUUGAAGCAAUGA
Botrytis sinoallii is the source of this 1206-nucleotide messenger RNA. RefSeq lists its product as uncharacterized. Lineage: Eukaryota; Fungi; Ascomycota; Leotiomycetes; Helotiales; Sclerotiniaceae. The coding region runs from base 1 to 1206 and encodes 401 amino acids. The record is from RefSeq and is a predicted model, not a curated record. Gene Ontology annotation, molecular function: zinc ion binding; alcohol dehydrogenase (NADP+) activity. The transcript has 2 exons. Gene Ontology annotation, biological process: alcohol metabolic process.